This is a messenger RNA of Pocillopora damicornis (cauliflower coral), 2531 nucleotides long. RefSeq lists its product as uncharacterized. The record is from RefSeq and is a predicted model, not a curated record. Lineage: Eukaryota; Metazoa; Cnidaria; Anthozoa; Scleractinia; Pocilloporidae.
UUAAAAAAUUAACAAGAGAAUUGCGGCUAAGGUAAAUGUGUUAUUUCAUUAUAGUGCACUUGAAAACGUGAACAAAAUGACAGAAAUGCUUUUAAUUACUUGAUUUAUACAGUUAAAUUGACGUCGACGUCCUUCACAAGCUAAAGAAAAGGUGCUUUAACAUUCAUGAAAAACUCCUUAAAUCCACUCACAUUAUUCCUUCUUAAAUUACAUAAUAGGGCAACCAAAUUUCAGUUCUUGCAUUAAUCAAAGCCCAAACAAAUUACAGCUCUCAAAGCAAUUUUAAUGUCCAGCCAUAACUUUUGCAAUUGUUUACCAUUCAGUAGAUUUGGAAGGCUGCCAUUUUCAAAGCACUCAUACGUUACAUCAUUUUUUACUAUUGUUUCGCCGCUUCAACAACACUUGAAGAUGACAGACUGUUCAUACAAACAGUCUCGAGAAAAUAUUCAUUGUGUGUUUUAUUUUUUAGGGUUUUUUUUUUUUCAAGUUUCAUGCGAACAAAAGAUUGAAAACAUCUGUGAAGCUUAGCCGUGUCAUGGCCACUGCAAAGAUUCGUUAUGCGUUGAUGUGAUUAUUAUGUUACAUCGCCUUAACAGAUAACGACAGAAAUCAGUUACAACAGCAAGCCGACAGUCACGCGUAGAAUGUCUAUGGAAAAAUCUGUGCUUCGAACAGCGCUGACCUUUGGAGUUACUCGUCGCUUUUUGGUACCCAAGUGUUUCAUUUUGUAUUCUGCCUGUGUUCAAGUGUACACUUCAGCCACCGGUGCAGCGCCAAAUCAAGGUUCUCCGGCUUUUUUGCGAGCGUCUGUAAGCCCCUCUCCAUCUGUAAAAUCCAUUGCGAGAACUACGAGACUUGUUGUGGAAACAACGGCAUUGAAGAUGUUUAAUUCAACAAAUAUGAGUUUAAUGAACAUGCCGAAACCUUCCAGUGAAGUUCUAGUCUCAAGCAGACAGACAACAGUGGUUAUUGAAUCUUCCAUUAGGACUAGUACAAACUUUAGAGGCAAUGGCGAGCCAACAAACAGAGUACGCGUUGAACAUGCUGAUGAGGACAAGAGCGUCGUAUUCUACAGAAAGAUUGGCGGUUGGAUAACCCUGGGCAUUGUAUCUACCACCCUUUUGUUUCUCAUAAUCACUCAUUUUAGCUCUAUAUAUCACGUCAAUCAGAGAGGACGGAUACCGGAUCCAUACUGUUCCGUGUCUCAAAAAUCACAGGAUAUUUGAAUGGUUGGGCUCAUCGUCGACGUGCAAAUCGGCUGCAGGCGGCAAGCGUAUGGGACUGGUGCUAAUAUCUCACAAACACAGAACUUUUGUAAGAAUCCAGUCGAAACAAUUCUUGAAGUGGUGGACAUGUCGAGUUAUUCGCUAGGAUGUAGAAUGAUCACUUUCGACGAAGAAUUGAGUCAAGAAGUAUAUUAGACAUUUGCGUUUGGGGAGUGUAUUACUUACGAUCGAAAAGUUACACCUCUGUUGAAAAAUAGGAACUUUUAGAGUUAGGGUUCUAUUUUAUUUCAUUUAUUUAUUCAUUUGCAAAAUUUAAACAGACUGGCUCAAUUCAGCUUCAGAGCUGGUUUCAAUAAGGGCCUGUAUAAAACAACAAGGCCAGACCACAACACCGGGAGCUAUGUUCCACACGCUUUGCGAGAAGUGCAAGGGAUCCUUAACGUACCCUGCUAACCAGUACAGAGAAUAUGCAAGCGUCGGGGCCCAUGUUAUAUCGUCCUUAUCUGAGAAGACUAGAAUUUCUAACCAUUUUCGAGGCUAAAACCCUCGACUUCCUGCAUUGUAGUCAGGUGUUCUACAACACGAGCUAACGAAACCACUGAAAUUAAAAUAAAGAUAAUCUGAUAUACUGAGAGAUCAGUAGGAAAAAAAGCAUGCUGAGCAUGGAGCGACCUAGCUUCUUUUGUUUUAUCUUUUUAUUUAUUCAUUUUAUCUCAAUGAUUUUUUUUUUAUUUCAGAAAUGCGCAAAGUUCAAUAAGAGAGGUUGCAGGAUGCAUUCUGACUUAUCAGGGUGUCUGAGCUAUGUGCGCUUAUGAAUUAAAACUAGCUCUCUUGAUCUAGCCGUACCGCUCACAAUCAACGAAGGAGGAUUUGGAGCCUUCAACCUAUUAGUACAAUGUCUAAUGCAAAUUCACAACUGAGAUUUUGGAAGCUUGCACGUCAUGUUUCUAAAAGGAGCCGCAAGCGAAUCCAACGUUAUACAUCAUUAGAAUAGAAGCGUCUUCAUUACUAACUCUGCUCUGAGUAAUUAUUUGGUUUUAUCUUUUAUUUUUUUUUUUUCUACCAAGAUCAACCCAUUUUGUCAAUAGAAUUAAUUGUCACUCGUAGGUACACAAUUUUCUGACUUUAAUGACUUGAUUAUGUAACAUGUUCUGAGAUGUAUACGAAAAGAAAUCGCCGGUUUCCUCGCUGGAUAGGCUCGAAUUUAAGGAAGCAGUCGCAUUGAUUGUAAUUGUCAAUAUUGUCUGUUAUUACGAACACCUAUUGAAUUGGAUAAAUACAGUUUGAGAAAGAUCUGGCACAUGA